GCCGCCCCUAUCCUCACAUGCCAGUCUGUCUGACUUUGGAAGCGACUUGUAUCAUUGCCAGUCUCCCAACGCAGACCCAAAGAGGAGGAGUACUCCGAUGGAAAACCAUGCAGCACUUUGAACCCAUGGAGACAUGGCACAUAGGUUCCUCUCAUCUACGAACAGAUUCAGCGCAAGACUCGCCUUCAUCUUCACCGUGUCACUGUCCUGCACCUAUUUGUGCUAUAGUAUUAUUUUUUGCCGGGGCACAAUCAUGACAAACCGGGGAUACGAGGGGAACCGGUGCCCGACGAGCAAGACCGCAGCAGGGGGGAAGAAACUUCUUGGAAAUUCAGAGAAUUGCGCGUCGCUGGAUGUCCGGUCUGCCCUGGAUGAGAACGCUGCCCAGCGAGGAUCAAGUGAGCUCCGCGGUAAAAGUAAAGCCCCCGCCGCGUCCGGGAGUCACUGGGCUGACACGAAGUUGAGAAACAUGAGCGUUGCGCAGAAAUAUGGGAAUAAGAAGCUGCCUAACGCGUUGAUAGUCGGGGUAAAGAAAGGAGGCACCAGGGCGGUGCUGGAGUUCAUCCGGAUACAUCCAGAUGUGCGCGCACUCGGAACAGAGCCGCACUUUUUCGACAGAAACUACGACAGGGGGCUGGAUUGGUACAGGGGACUGAUGCCGCGAACACUAGACAGCCAGAUCACGUUAGAGAAGACUCCCAGCUACUUCGUCACCAGAGAGGCACCCAGACGCAUCUCCAGCAUGUCUCACGAGACCAAGCUGAUUGUUGUGGUGCGUAACCCAGUCACGAGAGCCAUCUCCGACUACACGCAGACUCUUUCCAAGAAGCCCGACAUUCCCACGUUUGAGGACCUGGCCUUUAAGAACAGAAGUUUAGGUCUCGUUGACACCUCCUGGAACGCCAUUCGGAUCGGAAUGUACAUCCUGCACCUGGAGAACUGGCUGCAGUACUUUCGCCCGUCACAGAUGCACUUUGUGAGCGGCGAGCGGCUGAUCACCGAUCCGGCGGGGGAGAUGGGCCGCGUUCAGGACUUCUUGGGACUGAAACGAAUAAUCACGGACAAGCACUUCUACUUUAAUCGAACCAAAGGCUUCCCCUGUCUGAAGAAGCCGGAGAGCAGCAGCCAGCCACGCUGCCUCGGCAAAUCCAAGGGGAGGACUCAUGUAUUGAUCGACGAGGAGGUCAUAGAGCAGCUGCAAGAGUUUUAUAGGCCAUUUAAUACCAAAUUCUAUGAAACAGUCGGACAGGACUUCAAGUGGGACUGAGGGUGCCAUAUAGAAACAGUCUUGCUACCUCUAGAGACAUUUUAAAUGUAUUUGGGGGUAAAAAGGUUAAAAUCUACUGAUAUAUGUUUAUCUUGACAAGCUGAAUAUAAAAGCUCAGACAUUAGAAAAUGAUCAUACACGUGGAUUCAUAUAAUGCUGAGUUACUCUGAUAACAAGUGCCAUUCCUUUAAAAGAUGACAUAAUGACUUUCUUUACUGUAAACAGAACAUGACAUAUGAAUUCAUCAACCGGCUACUACCAACACCAGAGAUACAUUAAUGCAAUGCUUGAAUGUUAAUUAUCUAGAUAGUUUACAUAUUCAUAAUUUCCAGUCAGAAUAAACCACUGGUGUACGGAUAAAGCGAGAUCUCAACUUGGAGUUGCGGUAAAAUCUCAAAAAAAUGAAUAAUAAACUCACCCAGCAGUUAUUCUGCACUGAAAUGUAUCUAUUUAUUGUUGACUAAAGCUCAAAUGACAAAUUUAAAAAUAGUAAAUGUGCUGUGACUCAGAGAGAAAAAAAUUGAACCUGUAUAAAAGAGAGAUGAUACAAGUUAAACAUUUGUUGAAUUCAAUUCCGCUUUUUUCUGUAAUAGUAUUUUUGUUGUGAUCAUUGAAAUAAA
Platichthys flesus (European flounder) is the source of this 1887-nucleotide messenger RNA. It is a transcript of the gene hs3st2, whose product is annotated as heparan sulfate (glucosamine) 3-O-sulfotransferase 2. Gene Ontology annotation, molecular function: [heparan sulfate]-glucosamine 3-sulfotransferase activity. NCBI's taxonomy places the organism in Eukaryota, Metazoa, Chordata, Actinopteri, Pleuronectiformes, Pleuronectidae. The coding region runs from base 134 to 1267 and encodes 377 amino acids. The record is from RefSeq and is a predicted model, not a curated record. The transcript has 2 exons.